AUGACUGACCCUCCUCAGACUAUCCCUCUUCACCACCUUCCCUCAUCCAUCUCCUACAAUGCCGCCACCACCACAGCCCUGGAAUCUCACCUCAGCACAUCUGACGAGGAGUCUAGCCCGCCUCCGCGUUACACCCGCGAGAAUGACCCCUUCCAACUAGCCUCGAAGCUGAAAAGUCCCGAAGAAAUCGCCCAGAUGCAACCCCAAGCCAACAUCUCCCGCAAACGUCACACCUCCGGCUGCCUCCCGCACAACGCCAACCCCCGCAAUGCGCUCGCUUCCUCCCUAGCCUCCAAACAACUUCAAACGUUCUACGAAUCCCAGAAUGAGAACAUCCAACGCAUGCUCAAGCCCGUCGAAGAACACGUCCGCGAUGCCCGUGAAACAAACAGCAGCAACCAACUCAAGUACAAAAUCGCCGUCUGGGGCUCUUUCGCCGCCAAUGUCAUCCUCUGCGUUCUUCAACUCUACGGGGCCAUUUCCUCCAGCUCACUGUCCUUGUACACAACCAUGGCCGACGCCGUCUUUGAUCCUCUCUCCAAUAUCACUCUCCUCGUCUCCAACAAGGCCGUCAAUCGCGUCGACCCUCGUAAAUUCCCCGCCGGAAAAGCUCGUAUCGAAACAGCCGGCAACAUCUGCUUCUGUUUUCUCAUGACGGCUGUCUCUUUCAUCCUCAUUGCUUUCUCUGUCCGCGAACUCGCCGAAGGAUCCAACUCCGAGACGGGAUCUUUCCACCUCCCCUCCGUUGUCGCCGUCAUCGUCGCCUUUUGUACUAAAUUCGUGCUUUUCCUGUACUGCUUCGCGCUGAAGGAUCAGUAUUCCCAGGUCAUGAUCCUUUGGGAAGACCACCGCAAUGACCUCCUUAUCAACGGAUUCGGUAUCCUUACCAGCGUAGGUGGAGGUAAACUGCGCUGGUGGAUUGACCCCGCGGGAGCUAUCGUCCUCUCCGUGCUUGUCAGUUGUUUGUGGCUGUUCAGCGCGUAUCGCGAGUUCCAGUUGCUUAUCGGUGUUACGGCCGAUACGAAGAUGCAACAGUUGAUUACAUAUAUCUCAAUGACCCACUCCCCCCUCAUCACCGCCAUCGAUACCGUCCGUGCAUACACCUCCGGUCCUCGAUUGCUUGUGGAAGUGGACAUCGUCAUGGACCCGAACGAUUCGCUGCGGGCUACGCAUGAUGUCGCGGAGGAAUUGCAGAUGAAGUUGGAGUCUUUGCCAGACGUGGAGCGUGCGUAUGUGCAUGUGGAUUAUGAGACCACGCAUAAGCCGGAGCACUUCUUGAAGAAGGAGUUGUAG
Molecule: messenger RNA, 1293 nt
Organism: Aspergillus niger
Lineage: Eukaryota; Fungi; Ascomycota; Eurotiomycetes; Eurotiales; Aspergillaceae
Exons: 2
Coding region: 1-1293 (430 amino acids)
Biological process (GO): monoatomic cation transport; transmembrane transport
Cellular component (GO): membrane
Molecular function (GO): monoatomic cation transmembrane transporter activity
Source: RefSeq, a predicted model, not a curated record